AUGCGCCGCGAGCGCUUUGAAAUUGAUCAGUACGUGCGCGUUCGUGUGACCGACACGCGCUACUCCAUCGGCGUUGUUACAGAUAUCGACGAGGAUCAAGAUCGGGCAACGGUAGAGACGCGAAAUGGGUAUGAGGUGACGGUGCCGACAUCAGCACUCCGGCGGGCCUUCCUGCUGGUGCUGGACCUGAAUGGGGUUCUCGUCGCCCGCGGUAGAGGCAGCUUCAUCCUGCGCCCGAAUGUGUCUGACUUCCUCAAGUUCGUCUUCUCCAAUUUCGUCGUGGCGGUGUGGACAAGCGGCCUUCAGCGGUCGUCGAACCCCAUCAUUGACCACGUCUUUGGCAACUACCGCGACCUGCUGCUGUUCAUGCUCUUUCGCGAUGCGUGUGUGCCUAAGCCGUCGGCGGAGAAUCCGUACGGGACGGAGAAGAACUUGCAGGUUAUUUUCGACCGAUAUCCGCAUAGUUUUCAUAGCGUGAAUACGAUCAUCAUCGAUGAUUCACCAGACAAGUGCUCCCACCCCGACAUUGCACUGUGUCCCAUCCCGUUCAAGGAUCCGGUCGCACAGAUGCAGGACGAGGGGUUGCUGCAAACGAUGGAGGUGUUGAAGGAGGUGCUGCUGCUGGACUCCGGCGUACCGCUGAUUCUCGCUGCUGAGCGAAGACUUGAGCAGCUGGCCAAGCAGCAGCAGCAGCAGGAUCACCCUAGUGGAGAGGAGAAGACGCAGGAACAGGCGCCGUCAAAAGUCUCGACGCCAACUGCGGCAGCGUCGGCGUCGGCGACUGCGUCAGCAGGGCCUGUGGUGAGGGCGUCGGUCUUUGGCAGCCACGAAGCCCCUUCGGAUAUGGAAGAGGUGGAACUAUGGAAGACGCGCCUGUGCUGCGACCAACUUCAAGGGAAGUGUCUGCGUGGUGACCAGUGCCCCUUCAGCCAUGAUGCUGAUGAUGGCCGGCCCUGCUCUCGCAAGAGCGGCUGCCGGCAGCACGGCAGUCGGUGGCCAAAGACGCGUGAAGAGGUGCAGCUGGAGGAGCAGCGCAGAGAGGCACGCAAUGCGAUGCGUCAGCGCUACGAGAAGACGCAACAACAGCGCGAAGCCCACAUCCGUCAGCCGCAAAAGCCACCUCGGCAGAGCAACCGUGCGAACAACCGUCGCCGUGGCGGCGCUGACGACGGCGCGGAGUGGGCAACGGAGACGAUCGGGUGUAGUCACACCGGCGACCCGAUGUACGACAACAUGAUCGACCAGCAACGGCGACAAAGCGCACCGGCUGCCAAAGCGACGGCAGCGACGUUGCCGAUGGGCGCGUCCGGUGCAGCCUUGCGGAAUGCGCGCGGCGGCUCAUCCGCGACGAAUGCCGCUGCUCCGCCGCAAGCCCAACCCCACAGCAGCCAAGCGAGUAGCUCCAUGUUGCUCUUUUUCCAAACAGCGGCGUCAAGCAGUGCGGCAGCGCCGCCGUUAGUGCCUUUCAGUACGCGGCCCAUUGCACCAGUAGUAUCUGUCACGGACAUGAACACGCUGCCUCGACAGCAGCAGCAACAACCAACAUCCACUGACUCGGCACGCGAUAAUGCGUCCUCGCGAAGAGCCAACAACAGCAAUGACCAUCAACACCAACGCGGGGGAGGCGCUCGACAGCAACAGCAGCGACGGCAGGCAGCACGACCAUCGCAGCAACCCAUCCACAUAACCGGGGAACAGGGCGACUCUACGGCCGUGGUGAAUCAACUGCAGGCGCUCAUGGGGCAGCGCUAA
This is a messenger RNA of Leishmania major strain Friedlin, 1752 nucleotides long. RefSeq lists its product as hypothetical. The transcript has a single exon. Lineage: Eukaryota; Euglenozoa; Kinetoplastea; Trypanosomatida; Trypanosomatidae. The record is from RefSeq and is a predicted model, not a curated record. Gene Ontology annotation, molecular function: metal ion binding; phosphoprotein phosphatase activity. Bases 1 to 1752 code for a protein of 583 amino acids.